ACCAAUGAACCCCCUGUCAGGACCAACCUCAAAAUUUGGCAACAGAACCUUCCAAAAUCGCUAAACGCAUGGGAACAUAUGCUCAGAAACCUCAACCCCGACAAAUAUGACAUCACAUGCAUCCAAGAACCAUACCUCAACCCAGUAAAUCUUGCCAAUGCCUCGAACCUCAGCUGCUUCUGGGAUGUGGUAUACCCAUCAAAUCACCACUCAAAUCUGACCUGCUCCCAAACUCUCAUCCUAGUCAACAAAAGAAUCUCAAAAAACAACUGGCACAUAAUUCAUGUAAACUCGCCAAACGUAAUGGCCAUCGAACUAACAAGUCCCUACGGAAAGGUGCGCAUAUAUAAUGUAUACAAUCACUGUGAAAACAACAGCAUACUCCAU
Messenger RNA from Suillus discolor, 387 nucleotides. RefSeq lists its product as uncharacterized. The transcript has a single exon. The annotation marks the transcript as partial. Lineage: Eukaryota; Fungi; Basidiomycota; Agaricomycetes; Boletales; Suillaceae. The record is from RefSeq and is a predicted model, not a curated record.